Molecule: messenger RNA, 1926 nt
Organism: Malassezia globosa CBS 7966
Lineage: Eukaryota; Fungi; Basidiomycota; Malasseziomycetes; Malasseziales; Malasseziaceae
Exons: 1
Coding region: 1-1926 (641 amino acids)
Biological process (GO): translational initiation
Cellular component (GO): cytoplasm
Molecular function (GO): GTPase activity; translation initiation factor activity; GTP binding
Source: RefSeq, a predicted model, not a curated record
AUGCGCAAACUCCAGUUCCGUAUGGAACAGAUUGGUUUCGAUGACACUCGGCCAGACCGGCUCUUGAAGCUGGAGGAUGCCGAGCUUGUUGCCGCCGAGUACAAUUGCGUUGUCAGUGCGAGCGAGGAGGCAGCGUUCGAUAUUUAUCCGCGGCCAGAGCCAUCGGCAGAAGAACGAGCGAAACUCCCACUUCGACCACCUGUCGUUACGAUCAUGGGCCACGUCGAUCACGGUAAGACAACACUCCUGGAUACGCUCCGGUCCACGAGCGUGGCGCAGGGCGAGGCAGGCGGUAUCACGCAACACAUUGGCGCCUUCAGCGUGCCGGUCAAUCGGCCGGAAGGCGCAAUUUCAUCUGUCACAUUCCUUGACACGCCAGGACAUGCUGCGUUUUCAACGAUGCGCAGCCGUGGCACUUCCGUGACGGACAUAGUUGUGCUGGUCGUUGCGGCUGACGACAGUGUGAUGCCGCAGACGCGCGAAGUCAUUUCCUUGGUCCGUGACGGCGAGCGGAAAGUGCCGCUUGUCGUGGCGAUCACGAAAAUCGAUGCGCCCAAAGCCGAUCCACACAAGGUCCGGUACGACCUGUUUGCCGAGGGCGUGGAAGUCGAGGAGCUGGGCGGCGAUGUCCCAUGUGUCGAGGUGAGUGCGAAGCAGAAACAGGGCCUCGAUACGCUUGAUGAGACCCUUGCUGUGCUGGCCGAAAUGGGCGAGCUACGUGCCGAAACGAGCGGCCCGGCCGAGGGCCGGAUCCUCGAGAGCCGGGUGGAAAAGGGGCGUGGUAACGUCGCCACCGUGCUUGUGCAGCGCGGCGUGCUACAGUCUGGCGAUAUCAUUGCAUGUGGGACGACAUGGGCCAAGGUCCGGCAGCUGCUCCAGCCCGACGGACGCUCGGCAAAGCAGGUCCUGCCUGGGUAUGCUGCACAGGUCGCUGGAUGGCGCGAGUUACCCAAGGCUGGCGACGAGUUCCUUGGCGCACUGGACGAGGCCAAGUGCAAGCGAGCUAUUGAGCAUCGGAAACGCGUGCUGGAGGAGCAGGCUCUUUUGUACGAUGCUGAACAGAUUGAUCAGGAACGACGACGCAAGGCGGAGGCGGAUGCGUUGCGCGAGCGGACGGAGCAAAUGACGCGCAAGGAGCUGAGCAGGAUCCAGCGUGCGCAGGAAGAUGGCUCGCUGGAUGCCGAUGCGGUUGCGAAAGCGGUGCGUGAGCAGCGCUUGGCCGCCGAGCUCGCAGCGAAGGGGGAUGCCGGUGCUAGCGCAGGAGCGGGUGGAAAGGCCGAGAGGGCCGAGCUGAACUUGAUCCUUAAGGGCGAUGUAUCAGGCACCGUGGAAGCUUUGGCCGGCGCCGUAAGCCACAUCGGUAAUGCAGCUGCGGGCGUACGAAUUGUGUCGCAAAGUGUGGGUGAUCCUACUGAGAGCGACGUGAACACGGCCCAUGCCAUCGGUGCGCACAUCAUUGGCUUCCAUGUCAAGGCGCCAAAAUCCAUUCAGACCUCGGCGUCCCGGUGCCAACCGCCAGUCCCACUCCACUGUGACGACGUAAUCUACCGACUCAUGGACCAUGUAACUGACAAGGUGGCUGCUUUGUUGCCGCCCAUCGAUGAGAUGCGUGUGUUGGGCGAGGCAAAUGUGGCGCAGCUCUUCCAUAUCAAACAAGGACAGCGCCGAGCGCCCAAAUGCAUUGCUGGUUGUCGCGUGACAAAUGGGACCGUCAGCCGGGCGAAUGAGAUCCGGAUUCUCCGCGGCGAUGAGCGCAAAGAAGUGUUUCGUGGACGCCUCGAUACGCUCAGACAGGUGAAGAAGGAUGUGUCUGAAAUGCGCAAGGGCACUGAGUGUGGUAUGUCGUUCGAUGGCUUUGAUGAUGUGCAAAUCGACGACAAGAUUCAGUGCUUUACGAUGGUGCAGGUGCCAGCUACGCUGAAGUGA